This is a messenger RNA of Racocetra fulgida, 1049 nucleotides long. NCBI's taxonomy places the organism in Eukaryota, Fungi, Glomeromycota, Glomeromycetes, Diversisporales, Gigasporaceae. The record is from the annotation of a GenBank genome assembly.
CUCCUUUCUCUGCAUUAAACUCUCCAAUUUUAAACAUCCAACCGGAGGAAGAAGUCUCUCUUUUACAACAACCUUUAAAUGCUCUUUCUACGGUUGUAACUACUCUUCCUUCUGAUCCAACAACUCCGUCCCUUGAACAGCCACUCAAUACUAUAUAUAAUUCUAGUGAAUCGCAGGGCCUUUCGGUUCGUACUUCACCUAUUCGACCUCCGAGCGCUCUUCGACAUCAGCAAAAUCAAGAUGAAAGUGAGGAUUUCUCACAUUCUGCUAUUAAUUCGGUUCUAGAACCAAUAUCGCCUGCUGUAGUUUUAGAGCCCUCUUCAUAUAGACAGAUUCGACAUGGAGCUGGUUCUAACCUUUUAUCUAGGGAUUUUGCUACUUCUUUUUCGAGGCAUUCUGAUAGUGAUUCAUCAGGAACAUUAUCCACCCAAUUACAAAUGAUUCCGCAAAAGAAACUUUCACAAACAAAACCCCCUAUUAAUGAUUCACCUUACGCAUCUAUUGCCAAAUCCAUGCCUCGAAUUGUUUAUAAUCCUGCUCCAAUAUCACACGCAGAUAGCAGAGGGCAUAAACGACUUUAUCAAAUUAUUCCACGUAAUCUUGAUCCUUCUCCUCCAACAGAAGAUCUAGAAGAUCCAGAGAAUAAUACUCAAAAUAAUCCAAAUAAUCCUUUUUAUCCAAUGCGAAGUGUACCUCUUCCAAAAGAAGUUAAUAUUAAUGGUCAAACUGUUAGAUUAAAAUAUUGUGAGACCUGUUAUGUUGUGGAGGAAGAAGUUUUGAAUGUUGAACAAGUAGAGAGUGUUUUGAAUGGUCAACGAGAAUCACAGCAAACAAAAAUUAACAUCACAGAACCGAAUGCAGAACAGAGCUCGGAACAGAACCCAGAGCAGAACCCAGAUAAAAAUACAGAACUAAACAUAAAACAGAAUCCGGAACUGAACACAGAACAGGAUCCAGAAUUGAAUACAGAUAAGAAACCCGAACUAAACACAGAACUGAAUACUGACAAUACAGAACCUAAGUUAACAGAAACUCAUGAACAAGUAUAA